AUGCGCAGGCAGCACGGUGUCGACUACAUAGUGCUGGCUGGGUACCUGAAGCUGCUGUCACCACCGCUGGUGAGGGGCCUUUCUCACCCUUAUCUACUCCCCAUCCCCACCACUCCAUUUCCCCCGCACCCUCCACGGUGCAGGCAGCACGGGGUGGACUACGUGGUGCUGGCGGGGCACCUGAAGCUGCUGGACACUGCUACCACCACCCCUCAUAAGGGACAUCCUUAUCCAUCCCCCCCUCAUCCACACCCAUCCCCUUCCCCUGCGCAGGCAGCACGGGGUGGACUACGUGGUGCUGGCAGGGUAUCUGAAGCCGCUGCCUGCCUCUCUAGUGAAGGCGUUUCUCACUCUACCCCUGAACACCCCCUCCACCCCCCUCCCCCAUCCUCCCUCCCGUUCCUUGCCCUCGUGUCCCAAACGAUCCUGGCAGCACGGAGUGGACUACGUGGUGCUAGCAGGGUAUGUGAAGUUGCUUCCCGCCUCUCCGCCCUUCACCCCCAGCUCAUCCCGUUCUCUUGCCCCCAACAAUUUCCCACUCCCCCACAACGCAGGCAGCACCGAGUGGACUACGUGGUGCUAGCGGGGUAUCUGAAGCUGCUGCCCGCCUCGCUGGUGGAGGCUGUUUCAACCACCGCUCAUAAGGGCCCUUGUUCAUCCCACUUCCCCCUCAUCCACACCCAUCCCUUUCCCCUGCUCAGGCAGCACCGAGUGGACUACAUAGUGCUAGCGGGGUAUCUGAAGCUGCUGCCCGCCUCGCUGGUGGAGGCGUUCCCACAAGCCAUCCUCAACAUCCAUCCACCCCGCUCUGCUGCCUGCGUUUGGGGGGAAGGGCUACUAUGGCAUGCACAUGCACAAAGCAUCCUCGCCAGCUUGGUGAAGGGCUACUUUGGCAGAUGCGUCCAUCAUGCUGACCUUGCUUACGGGGCCAGGUGUGUGCAUGGGGCUGCCAUGCUGUGGCUGCUCUGGUGUGCUGCUGUGGUGUGGGUUAGUGGAGCUCAGGUCACCUUGCGAGGUGGGCAGCAUGGGCUUCUGUGGGCAUCUGCGUGCACCGUGCUGUCAUUGCCUCUGGCCCCAGCGCUGCCCUCAGAACCGCCAGGGCUGCCCGUGCAGCCCGGCAACCACGCACGUGCCGCAGAGGGGGGGUUCGGCAGCACGGCAGGGGAGGCGGUGCGUGCUUCGAUCGCUGAAGACGGCCAGAGUGUGGAGAGCGCAAGAGAAGUGGAGGAGGAGUGGGUGGGGCACAGGAGUGGGUGGGGCGCAGGAGUGGGUGGGGCGCAGGAGUGGGUGGGGCGCAGGAGUAGGUGGGGUGCAGGAGUGGGUGGGGCGCAGGAGUGGGUGGGGCGCAGGAGUGGGUGGGGCGGGAAGUGGCGGGGCGGGCAUGGUGUGAUGGUGCAUUGGGCAACGACCUGCCGCUCUUCACCCUCAAGGACAACCCUCCUCUUCAACGCGCCGUGCCACCCACAUCAUCGCCAAUCGCAUUCCUUCACAAUUCCUUCACCAGUCGCUGCACAAUCCCUGGCACUGAUUCACUGUUGCCGGUGCACAGCAUGGUGCACAGUGUGCCCACCGGACUGCCAAAUGCUGUUUGAGGGGGUCAAGGACCAGCUGCCGCCCGUGGGACCCGGCAACUUCCUCGCCCGUAUCAUUGGAUGCGUGCUCCUCUGCCCUGUGCCAUGUGCCAUGCGCGUUGCACCGCCCUCUCAUCCUUUUUGUCCUUACCGAUAG
Closterium sp. Yama58-4 is the source of this 1728-nucleotide messenger RNA. Lineage: Eukaryota; Viridiplantae; Streptophyta; Zygnematophyceae; Desmidiales; Closteriaceae. The record is from the annotation of a GenBank genome assembly.